CCUGCUUUUUGUUACUCAGUAACACCCCGAGUCAUUUCACUAUGGCGAAGGGGCUGUAAACAAGUGUGGUGGGAAAAAGUGCGUACUCUGUGUAAAAUAGAUUUCCGUUAGAGAUGAUUUCGCGUUUAGUUGCGUAUAUAUAACAUAGCAUAAGCAUACAUAAUGAUGCAGACAGCCUCAGAUUUCAGUAACAUGGACUGGAUCAAACCAUCAAACCUCUUUCAAAGACACCUUUUAUCCUGUUAGUCCGGUGCUAUUUUAGGUUGAAAUCAUGUUGACAGGGUCCAAAACCACCUUUAAAGUGAGACAGAUGGUUCCGGACAUGAAGGAGAGGAUGAUGAGCCACAGUAGCCUUCAUGCACGCGGGAGAGAUGUGCUCGGCCUCUGCUGUUUGCCAGGAGAGUGUGUGCUCCAGCGAGCCGUGCUGGUGAGGAAGAAGCUGUCGGCUAAAGAAGGAGGAGGCUGGUUGUCUGGGACUCUGUUCUGCACUCAUUUCAGAGUGGCCUUCGUGCCUCAGGACAGCCAGAAACCUGAUGAUAAUGCAGAUCCUGUGCUGCUCGGAGACCAUGAUGUAGCUCUAGCCUCUAUUGACAAAGUCGUGGCAGUGGGACCAUCUCGGACCAAACUAGUGACCCCUACCUGCUCCCUAAAAUUCACCCCUGAGGAGCUGGUGUUGUACUGCCGGGACCUGUGUGUCCUCUGCUUCCUGUUCGACAGACUCACGCCCGAUACUCAAGCUCUGGAGAUCACGUAUACCAUAGCUAAAACCUACCAACCACUGAAACCUGGAACCAUCCUCUCCUUCCAAAAUGCUGCUUUGGGUAGUAUUGAAAUGAAGCAGUUCCUAAGCAACAGGUGGCAUGACCCUAACAUGAACUGGUUCGAGUGUUCGAUGGGAUGGGAGCAGGAGCUGGAGAGGACAGGUGCCAGCGGCUGGAGGGUCAGCUCUGUCAAUGACCGCUUUGAGAUGUCCACUAGUCUGCCCAGAUUCAGUGUGGUUCCUCAGAGGGUCCUCGACACAGAGCUCAAGAAAACAUUUGCCCACUUUAAUGAGGGUCGCAUCCCACGCUGGUGCUGGCGACAUCCGCAUGGCAGUGACUUACUACGAAUGGCCAGCUUCCAAAAUAACAUCUACCAUGAGAAGGACGACAUCAGGAAUCUGGAGUUAGUGCUCUUCGGCCGACAGCAGCUGUGUGUGAUUGUGGAUCUGGGAGAGGAAAUGCCAUCACCUGCAGACAUCCAGCUGGCUCACACGAGACUCCGGACACUUUGUCUGGGCGAUAUUUCAUCAUCAGUAUCGGUGCCUGAUGACAAGUGGCUCUCCACUCUUGAAAGCACUCACUGGCUCGACUAUACCAGGUGCUGUCUGAGAAAAGCUGCAGAGGUAGCUUGUUUGCUUGGAGGAGGUCACAUGACUGUUGUUCUCCAAGAGCCAGAGGAUCGAGACAUGAACUGUGUGGUCUGCAGUCUGGUGCAGGUGAUGUGUGACCCUCACUGCAGGACCGUGGCUGGUUACUGCUGUGUAGAGGUCUGUGCUCUAGAAGCUGCUGUCCAAGGUCCUGAAUUUCUUCAGCCCAGCUUCACUCUGCUACAUGCUAACAGGCAGCUCUUGACACCCAGUUCCAGCACUCUUUACAUCAACGCACAAAUUUAA
Messenger RNA from Carassius carassius (crucian carp), 1654 nucleotides. RefSeq names its product myotubularin-related protein 11-like. The transcript is spliced from 14 exons. The record is from RefSeq and is a predicted model, not a curated record. NCBI's taxonomy places the organism in Eukaryota, Metazoa, Chordata, Actinopteri, Cypriniformes, Cyprinidae. Bases 272 to 1654 code for a protein of 460 amino acids.